AUGCUAUACGGCCUUUCCCGCCGCAUUACUUUGAAAAUAGCAGAAUACUCUUCUAUAAGAGGGCAAAAAGUGAUCACUACUACUGGGCCAAACCCUACGUCGCACUACCAUAAGUCCCCCAUGACAGAAACGGAUACGCCUAUUAUUCGAUGCUGGGUCGAUGCCGCAACUAGUACAAGGAUAGUAGCAAUCGUGCUCGAGGAUGAACGCGAAUAUUACAUAUUUCAUAUAAAACCCGAGUGGGAAUCCAAUGGUCGCGACAUUAAUUGGAUGGAGGCUAUCGCGUUUGAGCUGCUCGUCAGUGUGCUCUUAGCACGGCAAUACACCGGAAGAGUGUUGGUCAAUAGUGAUUCUACGGCAGCUCUCGCUAUAUUUUCGGGUACUGUUAGUCGCCCUGGCCACCUCAAGGAGAUAGGAGAUAGAUUGAAGUCUCAAAGAUUUAAUUGGCCAUUUACUGUGAGGGCUCAGUGGCCUUGCAUUUCUGUACACUUCGACACGGCACACUAUCUAUUCAAUUGCGGCGAAGGCACUACUCGCUCGUUCAUCCAACAAAAGUAUGGUAUCAAAAAAUCAAAGGCGAUCUUCUUGACCCAAAUGAAGGUUUCUCGUCUGGGGGGGCUAACUGGUAUGCUCAUGAGCUUGGCAGACGCCGGAGUAACAGGCAUAGACGUUCUCGGCCCCCCUGGACUAAAUCACUUUCUUGCCUCUGCUCGAUCUUACGUCUUUCGUGAUUGGAUGAGUGCGAAUACCACUGAGAUCACCCAAGCACAAGGCCUCGAAAAAAUUUACGAAGAUACUUUUAUUCGAGUUUACGCAUUUUCGAUGUCGCCUCAGAUUUCUGAAGCUAUAUCAAUACCAGUUAAGCGCAAAGCUUCAGGGGGAAGCUUACGCUCGAGCUCUCCAAAACGUCCGGUCCGAGAUAAUUCAGAUGGUGGGUCAGAGCGUAGUGGAGCACAGCACUCUCGCAAUACUUCCACUCUGAAGGGAGUCGAGGCCGAUGAAUGGCGUGCCACUAUUAUCCGUGACAUGUUCCCCGGUCGUUCUAGUCAGAAUCAAGCACCAGCAACCGUAAAUAAAGAGAACUCUCCUCCUGGAAUAAGUCGCGCUCCACGACCACGUAGAUCUCUGAAUCGCCUCCCUGUUUUUGAGGGUUCAAUAUCAACAUCAGUGGCGUAUUUGAUCCUGGGUCCGGAAAUUCGUGGCAAGUUCGACCCCAAGGCAGCGGACGCACUAGGGGUGCCAAAGCGUGAACGAGGAAAACUCACAAAAGGUGAAUCGGUGACCGUAACGGUCAACGGAGUUCAGAAUAUUAUCACCCCCGAUAUGUGUAUGGGAGAGAGCGAGGCUCCAACGGGAUUUUUGAUAAUUGACUGCCCGACUAAGGAUUACAUUCCCAGUCUACCUGACCCCCAGACCUUCCAUCCGAUUCGGUCAGAAACUCCUUUCGUACUCGGUUCUAUUUACCACCGCGCUGGAUCAGGUGUUCUCAGAGAUCCCCGUUAUCGAUCUUGGGUCGCAACGGUUGCUCCCCCAGAGUGUAAUCACCUGGUUGCCAGUGAAGAUUUCUCACCAAAUUCUAUCUCGUUCCAAUCAAGCGCACACCUCUCGUUGAUCCUUUCUGAACUCGACAAAGAUAUGUUCUUUGCCCCUCGUGAAAACGACUCCAAGGACGAAAUAGCCAAAUUGAACAAUGUUUUCCAGAACCCAUAUAUAUUAUGCCCUGGUUUUGUAACUGAAAUGACACCUCCAAAGCCUCCAGUCCUCAAGCUAUUUCCGGGCGUCAAAAAUGAUCUUUACAAGGAAGACACUGCCACUCAUGCUCGAGGCGAAAGCCUACUUUCAACCGACGACGAAAGAGACUCAUUCAACAAGGCCAGGCAGCAGAUCUCCGAUUUGUUGUCUUCUCAUACUCACGAUCCGGCUCCUGGGGAUGAUUUUCGGGUUACUACUCUUGGGACAGGGAGUGCGCUCCCAUCCAAGUACCGGAAUGGUAGCAUAUUCUUUAUGGUAAAUCCCGUUCUUAUUUUUUCUGACGCUCUUAGUGUAGUCAUAUCAACGGUCAUCCAGAUGCCCAACUACGGAUCGAUAAUCCUUGAUUGUGGCGAAAACACUUGGGGACAAAUGUGUCGUCGAUUUGGCGUUGAUGAAACAGCGCCCGAGAACGCAUAUUCUGUUCUCGCGGAUGUCAAGUGUAUAUUCGUAUCACAUAUUCACGGAGAUCACCACAUGGGACUGCUAAGGCUGUUGACGACACGACGAGCGUUGACUCCUGCACCCAAGGAACCACUUUAUUUGAUUCUAAAUAGGGCCAGCGAACUUUGUGUUCGGGAGUAUCAUGAUCUCGAGGAUAUUGGACUGGAUGUAGAAAAUGGCGUUAGGAUUGUUCAAAUCGAAAAACCCAAGAGCAGGUAUUCCAGAGAAAGUAAUUCAAGGCCCAUUUCAACCAAAAUAGAGGAAAUCACUGGCCUACUGGGAUUCGAUUCUAUCGAAGCAGUUCCCGUGCGUCAUCGAACAAACUCAUGCUUUGGUAUUGUUGCGCGGCACAACAACGGUUGGAGCUUUGCCUACUCUGGCGACACCAUGCCAUGUGAUACCUUGGCCGAGGCGGGCAAAAACGUCACACUUCUCAUCCACGAAGCGUCAAUGGCGGAUGAAGAAUGGGAGAAAGCUGCUGAAAAGGGCCAUAGUACUAUUGGACAAGCAAUGGAAAUGGGUACUAGAAUGAACGCCAAAUACUUGCUUUUGACCCAUUUCUCGCAGAGGUACCCUAAAAUACCUAUUAUCAAGUCUGGGUUCACGGCCACUGCGCUGGCUUUUGACUAUAUGACUAUCAGUACACCACAUUUCUGGAAGGUCGGGAGUUAUAUGGGUGCACUCGAAAAAGUAUUCGAAACUGAACUGACUGCUGACGAUGAUGUAGCUAUGGAUUGA
Messenger RNA from Rhizoctonia solani, 2931 nucleotides. Its product is annotated as beta-lactamase superfamily protein. The record is from RefSeq and is a predicted model, not a curated record. Bases 1 to 2931 code for a protein of 976 amino acids. Gene Ontology annotation, cellular component: mitochondrion. Gene Ontology annotation, biological process: mitochondrial tRNA 3'-end processing. The transcript has 12 exons. Gene Ontology annotation, molecular function: 3'-tRNA processing endoribonuclease activity. Lineage: Eukaryota; Fungi; Basidiomycota; Agaricomycetes; Cantharellales; Ceratobasidiaceae.